Myotis davidii is the source of this 1049-nucleotide messenger RNA. It is a transcript of the gene CD81, whose product is annotated as CD81 molecule. NCBI's taxonomy places the organism in Eukaryota, Metazoa, Chordata, Mammalia, Chiroptera, Vespertilionidae. The transcript has 6 exons. The record is from RefSeq and is a predicted model, not a curated record. The coding region runs from base 148 to 690 and encodes 180 amino acids. Gene Ontology annotation, cellular component: membrane.
CUGGCCGGAGGCGUGAUCCUGGGCGUGGCCCUGUGGCUGCGCCAUGACCCGCAGACCACCAACCUGCUCUACCUGGAGCUGGGCGACAGGCCUGCACCCAACACCUUCUACGUCGGCAUCUACAUCCUCAUCGCCGUGGGCGCCGUCAUGAUGUUCGUGGGGUUCCUGGGCUGCUACGGGGCCAUCCAGGAGUCGCAGUGCCUGCUGGGGACGUUCUUCACCUGCCUGGUGAUCCUCUUUGCCUGUGAGGUGGCCGCCGGCAUCUGGGGCUUUGUGAACAAAGACCAGGUGAGCUGGACCCUGGGGAUGGCCAGCCCCAGCUGGGUUCUCGGGGGGAGGGAGCAGCACCCCCUGCCAGGUUGGGGGACAGUCAGGCUGCGACUCAACUGCUGCGGCUCCGAUGCGCUGACCACCCUGACCACCUCCAUCCUCAAGAACAACCUGUGUCCGUCCGGCAGCUCGCUGUUCACCAACCUGGAGGCGGACUGCCACCAGAAGAUCGACGACCUCUUCUCCGGGAAGCUGUACCUCAUUGGCAUCGCGGCCAUCGUGGUCGCCGUGAUCAUGGUGAGUGAGCAUGGUGCUGUGCUGCGGCAUCCGGAACAGCUCCGUGUACUGAGGCCCCGCCCGCCGGCCGCCCGCUGCCCGAGGCCUGGACGUCGAGAGGGGCGGGCACCGCCUUGUAGAUAACCUGCCCGGUAUUACUCUGCUACACUUCUUAGCUUUUUUACUUUGGAGGAUUUGCUCCCCAUUAUCUUCCGGGGCUGACAGCUCCUGUAGGUGGCAUAGGAGUAGGCCUUGGGGACCGCAGGGCAGGGUCCCCUCUGCUGCUGGGGCCCCGUGGGGGCUCUGCCUGCUCAGCCAGGCUGCCGCCCCCACAGGCUCCGCCUUUUUUAAUCCUCGUUCCCUUCCUGCCACCGGCCUCAGAGCUGGGUCUGUGAGCAGCCUCUGCCUUCGACGCACCUGUCCUUUCUAAUGCGGCACCUUCCAUUGUAACUACACCUUGAAAGUCACUCAAUAAAGGAGGAGAAACUAGGCAUGUAACACGC